GAAAAAUUGUGUCAUUAUAAACACAAAGCUGCCAUUGAAGAACAAGGUAACUCACACCUUCAAUGGCGGCCUUUCUCAAGGCAGCUUCCCUUCUGCUCCUCCUCCUCCUUUCUCUCUUCUUCGUCUCUGCUCCUGCUCAAUUCGACAGCGUAGGUGGGUCUUACGGCCCCGGUGCUAACUCGCUCGACAAGGAUUUGAACGAUAGAUUGAAAGGCGACGUCAAUCCUCCGGCUGACGCAACCACGGGCCCCAAACCUAACCUACCGGGAAUAACAUUUGUAGCGGGUCCACGACCGGUGGAUAGAUCGGGCACACGUAAUUUCCCAUUAACAUAUCUAGGGACAUGGAAGAUGGUGUCUAGAAACUCCAUGGUUUCAGCUAUGCACAUGAAUUUGUUGCCAAAUAACAAGAUGAUCAUGUUUGAUGCAUCUGCAUUUCACAUUUCACAAAUCAAAUUGCCUGGUGGAAAAUGUUUUCCUUUCAAGACUGAUCAAGGUGCCAUACUGCAAGAUUGUUGGGCCCAUGGCGUUGAGUUUGAUAUCGAAACCGCUAAAAUAAGACCACUUACGAUGCCUACGGAUCCAUGGUGCUCGUCGGGAGGGCUGGACGUGGAAGGAAGAUUGGUAAACACCGGUGGUUGGAUGGACGGAACCAAAACCGUACGAUACCUUACUGGAUGCCCUAAUUGCGAUUGGAAGGAAUAUCCAACGACAUUGGCAAGUGGUCGUUGGUAUUCGACUCAGGCCACCAUGCCGGACGGCGGUUUCAUCUUGGUCGGCGGCCGGAGAUCUUUCGAUCUUGAGUUUGUUCCGGCAGAAGGAAAAGUAAAUACAAAAGCUAUUAAAAUGCCAUUCUUGGAUGAAACAACUGAUUUGGAUGAAAACAAUCUUUAUCCUUUUGUUUAUCUUUCUACUGAUGGCAAUGUCUUCAUCUUUGCCAAUAGUCGUUCCAUCUUGUUUAACCCCAAGACUCUAACUGUCGUUAACGAGUAUCCGGUUUUGGCCGGCGGUUCCCGAAACUACCCCGCGUCGGGUAUGUCUGCACUCCUUCCUCUCAAGCUCUCACUAGAGAAUCCUGAAGCAACCCCCGCUGAGGUAAUUGUAUGCGGAGGAGCGAAACCGGAAGCAUACCGGUUGGCAGAGAAAGGGAACUUCUUGCCAGCAUUGCAAGAUUGCAAUCGUCUAGAGAUCACAAAGCCAAAGGAUGUUUGGAAAAAGGAAUUGAUGCCAUCUCCGAGAGUAAUGGGCGAUAUGUUAAUUCUCCCAACCGGUGAUCUUUUGCUUAUCAACGGCGCUACUUCUGGUACAUCCGCAUGGAAUUUCGCCGAAGCUCCCAAUUACUCACCGAUUCUUUACGAUCCUGACAAACCCCAAGGUCAAAGGUUUAAACAACUAAUCCCCACCACAAUUCCAAGAAUGUACCACUCCACCUCCGCCCUUCUCCCCGACGGUCAAAUCCUGGUCGCCGGCAGCAACACUAACGCCGGCUACCAGUUCCAAUCUGUCAAAUACCCGACGGAAUUAAGGGUGGAGAAAUUCUCUCCGCCGUAUCUCGAUCCGGCACACACCGCAUUCCGCCCUACCAUUCAGUUGAACCAAUUGGUAGCGAAAUGGCAAUACGGAAAAGAUUUCGUAGUGAAUUUUAAUUUAGUUCCUGACGGUAUAUUUGAUCGGGAGAAUGAUGUUAGAGUCACGAUUUAUCCGCCGCCGUUCACAACACACGGGUUUUCAAUGAAUCAGAGGCUUGUUGUGUUGCCGAUUAGGGAAAUUGCGGAAACUGGCGCCGGGAUUUUUAGUGCGACGGUGGUGGCUCCGCCGUCCGGAAUAAUUGCGCCGCCUGGGUAUUAUAUGCUGUUCGUGGUCUAUCGUGGAAUUCCAAGUGUGGCAGCUUGGAUUCAAAUUAAGUGAUUUAAUUUGAUUUAAUUACACUUAAAUUAAAUCAUGUCGUUAUUAUUAAUUCUCUUUUGAGAUUAUAAUUCGGCUCUCCAUUUUGAAGAAAAAAAUUUGGUGAUAAAUCACUGAUUAAUUCUUCCUUUGUUUUUUUAAUUCUUAUUUUAUUUUUUAUUUUUUAUUUUUUAUUUUUUUCUUCCUCCGAUUUUAUUUUUUAAUAAUUUAAGUGUUUUUACUAUUGUUUAUUGUUGUGAUUAUUUAUACCAAUUCUGUCUCAAAGAAAUUGGAGAAAUUAUUUGAGUUUUUUUUUUCUUUCUUUUUUGAGUUUGAGGUAGU
Molecule: messenger RNA, 2225 nt
Organism: Cucumis sativus (cucumber)
Lineage: Eukaryota; Viridiplantae; Streptophyta; Magnoliopsida; Cucurbitales; Cucurbitaceae
Product: aldehyde oxidase GLOX1
Exons: 4
Coding region: 63-1907 (614 amino acids)
Source: RefSeq, a predicted model, not a curated record